Messenger RNA from Petromyzon marinus (sea lamprey), 1152 nucleotides. RefSeq lists its product as uncharacterized. Gene Ontology annotation, molecular function: tumor necrosis factor receptor binding; receptor ligand activity. Gene Ontology annotation, biological process: immune response. Lineage: Eukaryota; Metazoa; Chordata; Hyperoartia; Petromyzontiformes; Petromyzontidae. Gene Ontology annotation, cellular component: membrane. The record is from RefSeq and is a predicted model, not a curated record.
UCUUGGGGGGGCGGGGUCUGUGCCUUAGCUCCGCCCCCUCGCACCAAGAGCGCGGAGAGCGGAGCCCGAAAGCUCCUCCCGGGGUGGAUCGCGUAAAGUUCGGACAAGAAACUUUAAACAUUCGCCAGUCAAGCGCGGGCGAAGGCGAGAAAGCCCCAAUCAAAACCGCCCUCCUCUGCGAUGCAUUAGCCCGUCCGCGCGUUCCCAAUGGCUGUAGACCCCGCGGACCACCUCGCCGUGGGUAGGCCCGAGUCGGGACCACGCAGCUCGCCUAGAGUCCGCGGCGGGGAAGGUGCGCCGAGCCCCGGCGACGAGGGAAGGAGGAGAGGGUUCGGCGCGGGACUCCCGGGGUUGCCGCUACUUCUGCUGCUGUUGCUGCUGCUGCUGCUCCUGGUCGCGUACGUGGACGUGAGGCUCCGCCUGGAGGCGCUGGAGAGGCGCUGCGUGGCUGUGGCGGAGCGUGAAGGAGGAGGCUGGGUGCAGCAACCUCUGUGGGAGGAGGAGGCGGCGGCGGUGGGCAUGAGGGAGAGGAGGGAGGAACCGGGCCGACGGAGGGAGAGGCCCCGCGAUAGGAGAAAGAAAGGGCCCCCCGGACCCCCGGGAAGGGACGGGAAAGACGGGGUCCCAGGACCUCCCGGCCCAGCAGGUUCGCCCGGAUCGUGCGAUGACGUCGUAAAGGUGGCCCAUGUGCCCGGCAUUGAUGCCAUCGUCAGCGUGGAGAAGGAUCUUAAAGGGGGUGUGCUCUCGGACUGGGACAGGGAGCGCCUCCUCCUCUCACCCGGCGCGUUUCGCCUUCUCCGCUCCGGCGAACUCGAGGUGCUCAUGCCCGGCCUCUACUUCAUAUACAGCCAGGUGUUCUACCGGAACUUCUCAGACGUAACGGGCCACGUGCUGGUGCUGAACGGGCGCGAGGAAUUCCUGCAGUGCUCGCUUAGCGCCGGCGUCGGCCUUGGAGGCUCGGGGGGGGGCUCGGGAGGCGGGGGGGGGUUCGGCACGUGCCACGCGGCGUGCGUGCGAGCCCUGCGCGCCGGCGACCGGCUGGCGCUGACGGCGCUCUACCCGCGCACGCACAUCACCUCCCACCCGCGCGCCACCUUCAUGGGCGCCGUGCGCCUCGGGGCCGGGUAGCGCCAGCGGAGGCGCUCCCGGGCC